AUGGAGGCGGUGAAGCAAGGCAGCUGCGCGGUCGGCCUGACGAGCAAGUCGCAUGCAGUUCUCGCGACGCUCAAGCGCGCCCAGAACGAGCUGUCGUCCUAUCAGCGCAAGAUCUUCAAGAUUGACGAUCACAUGGGCAUCGCGAUAUCCGGGCUCACGGCCGACGGACGCGUGCUCUGCCGCUACAUGCGCAACGA
Monoraphidium neglectum is the source of this 197-nucleotide messenger RNA. RefSeq names its product 20S proteasome subunit alpha 6. The annotation marks the transcript as partial. NCBI's taxonomy places the organism in Eukaryota, Viridiplantae, Chlorophyta, Chlorophyceae, Sphaeropleales, Selenastraceae. The transcript is spliced from 2 exons. The record is from RefSeq and is a predicted model, not a curated record. Gene Ontology annotation, cellular component: proteasome core complex; proteasome core complex, alpha-subunit complex.